Seriola aureovittata is the source of this 2161-nucleotide messenger RNA. RefSeq names its product GRAM domain-containing protein 2B-like. The transcript has 13 exons. NCBI's taxonomy places the organism in Eukaryota, Metazoa, Chordata, Actinopteri, Carangiformes, Carangidae. The record is from RefSeq and is a predicted model, not a curated record. The coding region runs from base 118 to 1140 and encodes 340 amino acids.
UUAGAGCAACUUCCAGUAAAGGAAACUAAAACUUGAGAGAACUAGAGAGCUAUAGGCUUGUGCUGCAUGCAUCUAAGUGUGUGCGUGUGAAUGACUUGGAACAUUUAAUUUUCCAUCAUGAGUCUCAAAUCUAGCAGGAGAUUCUCACUGGACAGCUCAGUCUCUCUGGACGGAGUUGGAGGCCUUACUUUAAGAAGAAGCAGCAGGUUUGGCACCAAGAAAAGUCGACAGUCUCUGAGCGAUGCCCGACUGGAGCUGCAGGAGUUCAGUCAGAGCCUGGACACCAACAUCAGGGAACAGACCAUAACAGAGGAGAGCCUUGAGCGAUCAAGUGAACUUAUCAACAAUCAGAGCUUCCUGAAGCGCAAUAAAAGCUUUCACAAGCUGUUCCAACAGAUUCCUGAGGGGGAGAACCUGACGCAUAUGUUCAUCUGUGCCUUGCAGAAGGAGGUGCUGUAUCAUGGCAAGCUCUUUCUUUCUGAGAACCAUGUGUGUUUCCACUCGUCCGUGUUGCUCAAAGACACCAAGGUGGUGAUUCCUGCGUCCAGUGUCAGGCAUGUGAAGAAACAUAACUCUGCUUUGUCUGUGUUGUCUAUCCAAACUGCUGAAGGAGAGAAGUACUCAUUUGUUUCCUUGAGGAACCGUGAGGUGUGCUACCGUCUCCUCCAAAGUAUCUGCUCAAAUGCACAGCACCGGGGGAGUCCAAACAGCAGCCCUCAUCUCUCCUCUGGAGAGAACGAAGCCGAUAAUGACAUGGUCUCAAGUCAGUCCAGCUUUGAGGACAGCAUUGAUAAUGAUCUGACCAGACAAAACAGCAUUAAUCUUGACAACGGCUUCCCUCUGUUUUCCAGUGAAGGUCCCUCAGGAUGCAGCUCCACUCGUCAGAGCAGCUUAAUAGAUGAAGAUGACAGAGCUGACUCAUGGGUUGGGUGGGUCAUUGAGAUGGUCGCGCCGUUCUUGGUCCUCCGAGAAAUAAGGAAUCUCAGCGUUCUCUUCUACAUCUACAUGAUGCUAAUUGUGUUGCUGCUGUUGGCGUCUGGGUACAUCGGGCUACGGAUCACAGCACUGGAGGAGCAGCUGAACUCUUUGGGAGCCCUGGCUGAGCUGUCUUUUAACCACAGAGAGUACCAGGAAACGUAGCCAGUGGCAGAGAAUUGUGACAAAAAUCCUUUCAGGAACUCAUGCAAUGUACCACUUUAUUAAGAUCCUACACUGAACCCUGUCUAGACAGACUCCCAAAAGCAUCUUACCACUGAGACUCUGUUCAUUUGACAUGUAGUACAAUAUGUUGCACAUAUUAGUUCAGUCACAGUAGUAAACCUCUGUAUUAGUGCAUGUCAUGCAUGUGAUGCGAGUCAGCAGUAAGAUGCUUUUGGGAUGUCUAAACCAGGCCACACAUGGUGAACUACAUGGAUGACCGACUGUGCUGGCAGAGAAUUUUCUGUUAGGCAUGCACUGAUUCUCUGCUGACAGAUCAAAAACUGAAGUCAGGCUCUCCUGCACUGAGCCAUAUGGAGACAUCCUGCUGAAGCCAUGUUUAUUUCCUGGCCAGUAAACAGCUGAGCUCAGCUUACAGAGGUUGCUGGAGUCUUGACCAUUAGUUUCUUGGAUCAACACAAUCUACAGCAGUGAGAACACAACAGGAUUGAUCUUAACAAGAAGAUGAAAGAAGCAUUUUGUUGUUGGUUGAUUUGAAAUUGAUUGUAUAUUUUGAAUUUGAGGUUUAAUUUUGUGUAAUUUAACUACUGGAGUCUAGUGUUAUAGAGAAGGACGGUUAAUGACAGAUAUUAGCCAGCAGGGGGCAGUCACUUCCAUUAAACCUGGUUUAUACAUGAGAUACCAAGACAGGAUUUCACUGCACCUGAAUAAGUUCAGGAACUGAAAUUUCCUCAGAAAAUAAAUGUUAUAAAAAUUUUGCAACUGACCUUAUGGUAUAUCAAUCAUGUUAAUCAAUACUGCAGAAUUAGAUAAAUACACAUCUUGGCCAAAUGAUUUCCAUGCCUUUAAAUCAGUUUUCUUCAGCAAACAUUUAGUUAAUUCUGUGUAUACUUGAAAAAUACGUAUGUGAUGUCAAAAUACCUGUGAAGGUAUAUAAGUGAUUGUAUGUAAGCUCUAAUAUUGUGUGAAUUCAAAAAAAUACACUGGCUAUGUUCAAAACUGA